Molecule: messenger RNA, 336 nt
Organism: Pipistrellus nathusii (Nathusius's pipistrelle)
Lineage: Eukaryota; Metazoa; Chordata; Mammalia; Chiroptera; Vespertilionidae
Source: the annotation of a GenBank genome assembly
AUGACUGGAUGGGUGAGGAGGCUUCUGUGCAGCCGCCUGGGGAUCGAGUGGGACACUAAAGGGUGUCAUGAAGUCCCUGGCUUCUCCCCUGGCCUUCCUGGGUGCAGGUGGGAGGAUGGCGCGGUGAGGGGAGCAUUGAACGGUGGUGGUCCUCACUCCCCACCUCCCGCCUAUCCCCUUCAAGGGCACAGUUCCCUGAGAAAGUUAGCCUUGGACCUAGAGCUUCUUAUCAUAGUUCAGAACCACCAGGAGCCGCACGAGGCAGGACACUCUUCAUCUCUAUCUCAGAGCGGACGGUGCCGCCCAGAGGUGGGCUCCAGAGCAGCCCUGGGCUGA